AUUGUCUUUGUGGAAAGAUUUCUUUGUAUUUAUUUUGGCAAUGGGAUGGAUGAGUCGGCUCUUCGUCAACUCACCGAAGAAUAUUUCUUAUCUUUUACACUCAACAACACAAAAGAUUUCAACAAAGCCUAGAAACAUUUCUAUGCUUGACAACUAUAUGUUGAGAAGUUGUUCACAUAGAGGGUAUCCACCAAAGUCUCUUUUGGAAACCAGCCAAGGCAAAUUACGAUGGACUUUUCGUAUUUUGCAUACCAAACACUUUCACUCCCAACCAAAUGAAAACAAAGAUUCAUUAGAGAAGCCUAUUCAAUGGAAGGAAUCAGCUUUGAACAAAACCCAAACAGAAGAUUCUUUCUAUCGCUUACCUAUUGGCAGUUUGGAAGAACAGUCAGAAAUAGUAAAUACUUCUUCCGGUAUUUAUGAUCAUUUGAUAACUUUUUGGCAAGGAUAUGUCAAUACAAGUGCUAAUGUGCUCGAAUUCCUGUACGAAACCCUGGGUGUUCCAUGGUUUGCUUUGAUUGGGAUGACAACAAUUGCAGUAAGACUUUUGUUACUUCCCAUUGCAAUAGGUAGUAUGCGUUCUAUUGCAGUAAUGAAGUGCCUCAAACCACAGUUGGAAGAGAUAUAUAAGAGAACGACAGACGCUACUAGUCGACAGAACGAUGAAAAGUUACUUGAACUGAAAAAUGAAUAUUUAAAAUUGAUGAAGAAAUAUAAAGCAGAUCCUUUGAAGAACUUUUAUGCACCAUUGAUUCAAACUCCUAUUAUUAUGUCGCUGUAUUGGGGAGUUCGAAGUCUGACUAAAAGUAACCCUAUCUCGUUAUCGGAGGGUGGCAUAGGUUGGUUUCAAGAUUUGACGGUACCCGAUCCUCAUUAUAUUCUUCCUUUGCUUUGUUCUACUAUUUAUUUGAUUACUUUGCGGAUUGCAAAGGAUACUAUGGCAGUUACGAGUACCAGCAUUGAUAUUUUGUUACCUUUUACCCAACAGCUGCUUUACCUUUUUGUUGAAUUGGAUAUUGAGAUAUCCCUCUAUUAGGCAAAGAUUGGGGUUUCCUACUUUAGAUGGUCAACUGCCAUUGAAGCAUGACAA
Galdieria sulphuraria is the source of this 1090-nucleotide messenger RNA. RefSeq names its product preprotein translocase, Oxa1 family. Gene Ontology annotation, molecular function: membrane insertase activity. Gene Ontology annotation, biological process: protein insertion into mitochondrial inner membrane from matrix; mitochondrial respiratory chain complex IV assembly. Bases 41 to 1036 code for a protein of 331 amino acids. Lineage: Eukaryota; Rhodophyta; Bangiophyceae; Galdieriales; Galdieriaceae. The record is from RefSeq and is a predicted model, not a curated record. The transcript is spliced from 2 exons. Gene Ontology annotation, cellular component: mitochondrial inner membrane.